GUUCAGCAACACAAGAAGUAUCGUCUCGAUCGGUAUUAUGCCCAAGCUAACAGCCAAACAAACAAAGAAAGACAGUGGUGCCGAAGCACGAGCUUUCGGUCCUUUAUUCAACAAAGAUCUCGGUCAGCAUAUUUUGAAAAACCCUUUGGUAGCUCAGGGUAUCGUUGACAAGGCCAAUGUCGUGAGCUCGGAUACUGUUCUUGAAGUGGGUCCCGGUACGGGUAAUUUGACUGUGAAGAUCCUUGCACAGGCCAAAAAAGUCGUUGCUGUUGAAAUGGAUCCCAGACUGGCUGCCGAAUUACAGAAACGUGUGCAUGGAACUCCUGAACAACGUAAAUUGCAUAUUAUGCUUGGCGAUUUCAUGAAGACCGAACUUCCGUACUUUGACGUUUGUAUCAGUAAUACCCCCUAUCAAAUUUCAUCACCCUUGGUGUUCAAGUUGCUCGAACAUCGUCCUCUGUUUCGAUGUGCUAUUCUCAUGUUUCAGCGUGAAUUUGCGUUACGUCUCGUGGCGAAGCCUGGUGAUGAACUCUACUGCCGUUUGUCUGUGAAUGUGCAACUCUAUGCCAAAGUUGAUCACGUCAUGAAGGUGGGAAAGAAUAACUUUCGACCUCCUCCACAGGUGGAGUCGUCCGUUGUCCGUCUUGAACCCAAGAAUCCACCGCCACCCGUCGAUGCAAAAGAGUUUGAUGGUCUUUUGCGUAUUUUGUUUACGAGAAAACACAAGACUAUUGCAGCAAAUUUCAAGCAAACAACAGUGAUGAACAUGCUGGAACAGAACUACAAGACGUAUUGCUCUGCCCAUGAAAUGAUGGUGGAACCUGAUUUCGAUAUCAAAACCAAAGUGUUGGGAAUUUUGGAUUCGGUGAGCAUGGCAGACAAGCGUGCAGCAAAAUGUGAUUUGGACGAUUUCUUAAAGAUGCUGCUGGCGUUCAAUCAUGCUAAUAUUCAUUUUUCAUAACGAUUUUUCUCUUGUCAUCCAUCUCAUUCUUUCCGCAUCAUAAUUACUCAUGUUAUUCUAUGUAUCCAAAUGCAAUACAAUUAUCUGAUCCUUUCAAACAACAUAUCUU
This is a messenger RNA of Radiomyces spectabilis, 1070 nucleotides long. RefSeq names its product dimethyladenosine transferase. Gene Ontology annotation, molecular function: rRNA (adenine-N6,N6-)-dimethyltransferase activity. The transcript is spliced from 7 exons. Bases 38 to 961 code for a protein of 307 amino acids. The record is from RefSeq and is a predicted model, not a curated record. Gene Ontology annotation, biological process: rRNA methylation. Lineage: Eukaryota; Fungi; Mucoromycota; Mucoromycetes; Mucorales; Radiomycetaceae. Gene Ontology annotation, cellular component: mitochondrial matrix.